AUGGCACAAAACGACGACGAUACCUCCCCACCUCAAACCCCGCUUUGCCGCCCGACACACCCUCCCACCAACACGCAGCAUAAUUCCCGUCUCCAUUUCCACACUCCACCGCUUCCACUCCUCGACAGCUGCAACACCGUCUACCCCUACCGCAACGCAGAAAAGUUUCUCCGCAAAGCGCUCCCGACAGACAUGCUCAGAAAGCGCGGUCGGUCCGACCGCCCGCCUCCCGACCAACAAGAGCCCAACCAGCCGUCCUCCUCGCACGCCUCCUCCUCCACGGCCGUCCCUCUGGACCCUCCCCCCGAGCUCAUCCGCUUCGAAACGGGCAACCCCGAGACGGGGUCCACCACCACGGGCGCCCUGCGUGUCCGCUCGCUCUCCGGCUCCUCGUCCACGCUGCUUGUCGAGUCCGUCCCGGGUCUCAUGACGUCGGCCGACUUCUGCAUGUUUGUCCGCCCCUUCGCCGACGCCACCCUCCACUUCCGCCCACUGCGCCUCUUGACGGAGCGCAACCGCUACGUCGUCGUCAUGCACCUGCGCUCCCUCGACGACGCCGCUAACUUCGCCCGCGUCUUCCAGGGAAAGCUCUUCCUGCGCGGCCUGGUGCAGGAGGCCUGCGCCAUCAGAGAGGUGGCGUCCAUCGAAUUUGACACCGGGGGGAAGUUUCCCAACGGUGCCAUGUUUCCGGAAACCACUGCGGAAACACGCCCGGCGUGCGCCGUGUGUUUGGAUAAGCUGGAUGAGCGCGGCGCGGCCCUCGUCACGACGUUUUGUAAUCACACCAUGCACGCCGCCUGCCUGGCCAAGUGGGAUUUGAACAGCUGCCCGGUCUGUCGCCACACGCACGAGCUCACGCCCGAGGCGUCAACGUGCAUGAACUGCAACCAUAGGGAGGAUUUGUGGAUGUGCGUCGUGUGCGCGUACGUGGGGUGCGGCGUGUAUAAGAAAAAGCACGCGCACCAGCACUUUGCGGAGACACAACAUCCGUUUGCAAUGAAUUUAGAGGACACGACGUUUUGGAGCGGGGAGAAGUUGCGCGCAGGCUCGGUGUGGGAUUAUGUUUCCGACCGAUUUGUCAAUCGCCUGCUGACGAGUGAUGACGGUAAGAUUGUCGAGGUGACGUACGAUGAGCGACCGGACGCGGCGGCGUCUGCGUCCGGGAGCGCGCAGCAACAGAGUUGUUGCGGGACAGGCCGGGGGGAGGACGAUGUGGAGAAUGACCGCGGGCUGCAAGCGGCGGUAUAUGCGAGUCGGAUGGAUGCGGUGGUGGACGAUUACCGCAGAAGGCUGGAGAGGAUGGAGGCGGAGCACGCGGCAGAGCGGGAGCAGCUUCGCGGGGAGAUCGCGGGGCUGAAGGCGGAAGUUGGGGAGGCAGGGAAGGAGCGGAAGCAGAUGAACAAGAAAGUGGGCGAUGCGGAGAAGGAGGCGGGCGUGUUGAGAGACAAGAAUGGGUUUCUCAAAAACUUGACAGAGACGUUAUUGAGGGAUAAGACGGCUUGGAAUGACGCGGUGGAGAAGCUCAAGAUGCAGCUGGAGGAGUCGGAGGCGGCGCGCACGGGGCUUGAGGAGCAGCUUCGCGACUUGAUGAUGCAUCUCGAGGCACAGGCGAAGAUUGCGGGCGCUUCGGACUCUUGCAGGUCCAACGCGUCCGAAUUGAUCGGGGGCGAUGUGUUGCGUGUUGGGCCGUCGCCGAGAGAACGGCUUGCUAUGAAGACACAUCGGAGAGUUUCGGGAGAGUAGGCUCCGGACGUCGGAACGGGACGUGGGGUAAAACACAAAAAGGCUUGAGGUAUAAGUUUAUUGCACAAGUAGAAUAUUUAUACAAUCACCAAGACAACACAAUAAACCCGUCUCCUCUC
This is a messenger RNA of Chondrus crispus (carragheen), 1862 nucleotides long. RefSeq lists its product as hypothetical. Lineage: Eukaryota; Rhodophyta; Florideophyceae; Gigartinales; Gigartinaceae. The transcript has 2 exons. Gene Ontology annotation, biological process: protein ubiquitination; Ras protein signal transduction. Gene Ontology annotation, cellular component: cytoplasm. The record is from RefSeq and is a predicted model, not a curated record. Gene Ontology annotation, molecular function: zinc ion binding; ubiquitin protein ligase activity. The coding region runs from base 1 to 1743 and encodes 580 amino acids.